Kalmanozyma brasiliensis GHG001 is the source of this 4659-nucleotide messenger RNA. Its product is annotated as Protein kinase domain protein. Gene Ontology annotation, biological process: intracellular signal transduction; protein phosphorylation. NCBI's taxonomy places the organism in Eukaryota, Fungi, Basidiomycota, Ustilaginomycetes, Ustilaginales. The record is from RefSeq and is a predicted model, not a curated record. Gene Ontology annotation, cellular component: cytoplasm. The transcript has a single exon. Gene Ontology annotation, molecular function: ATP binding; protein serine/threonine kinase activity. The coding region runs from base 1 to 4659 and encodes 1552 amino acids.
AUGAUCUCCCACAGCACCGACGAGAGGCCGAUCGAGCCUCUUGCAGCUGACACUCCGGCCGCCGCCCAGUCGGCAACCGAGAUGCCGCUCGAGGUUCCCUCCUCCGCGUCGGCAGAUGCUGCCAUCAUGCGUGGGGAUGCGGUGGGCAUCGUCUCUCCGACAUCGAAUCCUGCCUACACCUCGCUCAGCUUAGCCAUGGCUGGUCAGGUACUGGGUGCUGGCGAAGACCCCCCUACUGCUACUGCCAAGCCUUCUAUACCUUCUAGUGAUACCAAUGCUACGCUCUCCCCUGCGCAGCUCUACAGCUCACCAGCACCACCAUCCGACUCCAAGGAUCUCGCUCACCCCAUCCUCAGCUCUCCUGGCCGCGGCGCGAAUACGCGCCAGUCACCACAACUUGGCUCAUCUCCAGCCUCUCUCGGCGUCGAUGAUCCGUCCAGCGGUCGUUCGGCCUCUGCCUCACCUUCCGUCGUAUCAGGAUCCUCUACACCUGCCCUCUCGGCUGUCAACGAGCUUCAGAUUUACGCUCAGCAGAUUCAACACCAGCUUCUCACCCAGCAUAUGCAUCAACAACUCCAAGCUAGCCGUUCCAAUGGGCCCGCGGGCUCUCCUCCUUCUCGUUCGCCAAGACGAGCCCAGCUCGCUUCCGCUACCCCGAGCGCCUUCAACUCCCCUCCAGACUCAGGCCGAUCUUCUCCCAAUCCACAUGGAUUGAACCGCUCACCACGCGCACCACAUGUCCUAGAGACGAAUCGCCUCGACAUUCAAACGCACACAAGCGGUCGCCGUAUGGUCAACCAGUACCUUAUCGAGGGUGAACUCGGUCGAGGUGUGCAUGGCAAGGUCCGUCUCGCCACGGAUCUAGAGACCGGAGAACGGGUCGCGGUCAAGAUUGUCGAGAGGGAAGCCCGUAAGCGUCUCGGCGCCGGCCUUGGCCUGCUCAACCGCAACCAUCGCAACAAAGACCCACUCGAUCUCGACCCGUCGGCAUCCUCCAGCAAAGCGACAAAGCAAGAUGCGAGAGAAGACCAGCAGUCUGCACUAGAACAGGAUGAAUCCGACACACCGCAGAACGAAGCUAGCAGCUCCGCAACGACCACCGUCAAGGGCGUCUCAUCUGCGCCAUCGACGCAAUUUGCACCACUGCCCAGCGUCCCUCGAUCGCCUUCCACGUCCGGUCUCGGUUUGCCCCGCUGGGGACAAUCGGACAAAGACGCCGAGCGUCGUCGCGAAAAGGAGCGAGAAAAAGCACGAAAAGCGCUGCUCUGGACGACGGAUCAAAAAGUCCGCCGCGAAAUCGCCAUCAUGAAAAAGUGCAGCCACGACAAUGUCGUCGAGCUCAAAGAGGUCAUCGAUGAUCCACAGAGCAAAAAGAUUUUCAUGGUGCUGGAAUACAUGGAAGGAGGCGAAGUGGUAUGGAAAGACAACGAAGGACAACCGACCCUCACCGUAGACGAGGCGCGCCGCAUCCUCCGUGAUGUCGUGUGCGGUCUCGAGUAUCUCCACUACCAGGGCAUCAUCCACCGCGACAUCAAACCCGCCAACCUGCUCUACGACAAGGAGCACAGGGUCAAGAUCUCUGAUUUUGGCGUUUCGCAUUUCAGCUACGCCAUGAUGAUCGCCAACGACCAGGAGACGGCUGCAGCUGUGGCCAACAACAAGCUCGACUCCCAGUCUGGCUCCACGUCUGAUCCGAGUCUCGUCGACGAUCGUGAGCUCGCCAAAACCGCUGGCAGUCCCGCUUUCUUCGCGCCAGAGCUGUGUAUGUCUUCGUUCUCAGCAGCUUCUCCUUCCAUCGAUCCGAUCAAGGGUUCUCAUGUGGGCUCUUUGGCCGACGCCGCACGAGGCAAAGCGGCAACGUCGCCGGCUCGACCCAAGGUCACCAAAGCGAUCGACGUAUGGGCGCUAGGCGUGACCCUCUACUGUCUUCUCUUUGGCACCACACCUUUCACAGCAGAGUCCGAAUACGCUCUCUUCGCUGUCAUCCCCAGCACCGACUACUCGAUACCCAAGUUUAUGGGCGCAGACCGCGUCCGCGUGGGGCCACGCAAGCCAAGAUGGCAGUCUCGGUCGCAAUGGAUGGACGAAGAAGCCGACGCUCAGCCAGUGAGCCCAUCGGAGCUCUGCCCGGAUGCCAACGUGGAAAGCCUGACCGAGGAUGCCAAGCAGUUGCGCGAUUUGCUGGAUCGUUUGCUCGAAAAGGACCCCGCCAAACGCAUCACCUUGGAAGACGUCAAAAAGCAUCCGUGGGUCACUCGAGGCUUGCAAGACGCUCCGGCUUGGCUCUCAGAGACCGAUCCACAACACUUGCCAUUCGUCGAGAUCUCGCAUGCCGACGUCGAAGAUGCCCUCACUGGCUUCUCGAAACUCAAGCAGCGCGUCAAGCGAUGGCAGUCCAAGCUGCUCGACUCGUUUGGCGGAGGUCGGAAGCGCAGCAAAUCCAUCAACCAGUCGUCGGCAACCUCAUCCUUCCACGCUGAUGCGCUGACCGACUCGGGCAGCAGCACACCGCACCACAGCCGCCUAGGCGGCAUGGACAAUGGCAGCUCAUCGUCGGCCACACCCUUCGACUUUUCGAGCCAAUCAGGUCCGUCCACCUCGUCGUCCGUACGAACACCGCGAACCCCUCUCAAGGGGCACAUGUUCUUUUCGCGGCAGAAGAGCGGGAACUCGGUGGGUCGUCGCGAUGGUAAUACUGCUCUUCGCGCCUUGUCAUCAGUCCAACAAAACGACGAGUCCGAAUCAGUGGCUUCGGCCUCGCCUCGCAACAAGGACCUGGACUCGACUAGCAAGGGAAACCUGGCUCAAGGCCCUGCUGCUGCUGCGACCCGCACGCCUCCUUCUCGCCAGGACAGCUUCGCCAGAGAGCAGGAUCGAGCCACGACGUUAUCGCCCGCACUGCCCCCUCCGGUAUUCGUGGACGGUGCAGAAGACGACAUGAUGAGGCCACCCGAAACACUGAUGCAAAGAAGAGCGUCAGCGCAAUCUUCUAGCAGUGCCGGCUUGCGUCCUGAAGGUGGUCCCGAGAUCCCGCAGCGCACGUCCUCUGACACCCAUGGUGCGGCUCGUCGUGUGAGUGGCGCAUCAGCAUCGCCUUCGCUUCACGGCUCCUCGCCUCAACUGCCGACGGUUCAUCGCAUACCCAGUCGACAGAAUUCGGACUUGUAUCCGCAGCGAGCACUUUCAUCAAGGCGCUCUGUCGACUCGGAGGGCAAGUCCUCGACGCUGAGUAUUUCGCAAACCUCGCGCGUCUCGGGGCGACAUCGUCUGGGCGACUUCCUGCGAGGGAGCUGGCUCAUGAGUGGCGGCGACGAGCGCAACAGGAGCCUGUCUAGGUCUGGCACACGAGCAUCCCGCGAUGCUCCGCCGCUCUCCUCGAGCUUCGCUAGCGCUGGCCGCACGCAACGAAGCGGCAGUAUUCGUAGCACAGCGAGCAGCGCCCAGCCAGCUGCGCCCACUCUGGGCGCACUGGGACCCCUCUCUGUCGACACACAAGGUGCGAUCCAGCAGACGGGGGCUCGACCAGAGUCGGGCACGCCUUUCAGCGCGCCUGUCCUGAGCAGCACUAGCGGCAGCGGCAUCUCUGGCGCUCCGAGCCUGUCCACGGAAUUGCUGACAGAAACCUUGGAAAGGCCUAGCAUGACACGCACUGCCUUCAGCGCGCUCAGCCAACCCUCUUCGCCGUUGACCGGCUCUGACGGCGCUGCAGCUUUCGCCUUUGAUCAGCUCGGACGUCGUCGUCAUGUUGCUGCGCCCUUGGAGGAGCACGAGUUCGAUAACGACGAUGUCGAUUUGGAGCUCGAGUUUUCCGAUGAUGAUGAUCUGUCUGAUGAUCUUCACAGCGGCAAUCGCGAUCCGAUGCUUGUCAACUCUGGCCGUGGAUGGGAGGUGCGCGGAGGCAAUCAAGACGAUGAGGCUGGGACGGGCGCUGUCUACCUUCCAGAGACUUUCGGUCGCAAAGGCUCGAGCGGUAGCGUGAGUUCCAGCGACAUUCUCACACCAUCCGUCGAAGGCGGCUACAACGUCUUCAAGCCGCCCUACCAGCAUAUCUUGGCUCCUGCCGGUUCGUCUGCGUUGCCGGAGACCAGGGCUCUAGGAGUUGCUCGGGAACGCAGCCCUCCCCAUGCGGCUGCUGAAGUGGCGGCACCAGCAUGCCAAACAUUUGCCAUGGACGCCACACUCUCACCAGAGGCGAAUGCGCUUCGAAAGGCGGAGAUGACGGAGCUUGACGGUAGCCAUACGGAGGCAAGGAGUGCGGUUCCAGCGGAGGCAUUGGCGGACCAAUCGACACCCACCAGCUCGGGCAGCGUGUCGAGAUCCGCCUCGCAUCGCCAGCACGGCUCGGACGAGUCGUCACGCGCUCCCUCGGCCGCCGGCACGCAAACGACACGAUCCGACAUCGACGGCGGUGUCGUGGAAGAGACCAACGGCAAAGCCAUCGCUAGUCCCGCAGUGACCGCAGUGCCUGCGACGGAAGAGUCGCAGUUCGCUGACGCAGAGGAGGACACAGCCGCACAAGCCGAAGUCGCCGCAAAGCAGACACACCUCGGUCUGACACCGGAGCAUGAUGACGACGACAGCGACGAUCAGGCUGUCAGCUUUCAGGCGCGCCGCAAGCGGUCGACGCGCUUCCGCACGCCUUCGGCCGGGGCCCAGUGA